AUGGGGGUCGUGAGGGGUUCUGGUGCCUAUCUCCGACUGUCCAUGGGCAAGAGGCAGGGUCCACCCUGCACAGAUCAGAAGCUCCUCUCAGUAGAACCUGGGCAGAACAUUCUUCUGCCAUGCAGAGCUCCUUACGGCAGAGCCGUCCUCGCUGUAGAGUGGACCAGAACUGAUCUGGACCCAGAAUACGUGUUUCUGUUCAGAGACGAGCAGACAGUCCCCUCCUACCAGCAUCCAUCUUUCAGGGACAGGGUGGACCUAAAGGACCGUCAGAUGAAGGAUGGAGACAUAUCUUUGAUUCUGACCAACGUGAGGAGUGAUGACAGAGGAACGUAUGAGUGUCGAGUUUUCCAGGCAGUAAAUAAAAUCAGGAAGAGAGCUAACCUGGAGUCUGAGCCCAUCAGCAUCAUCACCCUGGAUGUAGCUCCUCCUCUUCAUCCAGAUGUCAUCAGCAGGACCUGGGGCGAUGCUUUCAGGAACCGGGUUGGAUCUGUUGGACCUUCUGUUGGUCUGUUACUUGUUCUAACGUCAGUCUUACAGCUCUGGGUUUGGUGACACAUAAAGAGCCACUCCUUCAUGUCAGAGGACACCUGAUCUUCCUGUAAGACAGCAGCAUUAGAAGAUGUCCGUGACCAAAACAUCUGAACUGAUGACCUCUGAACGUCUUGUUGGCUCUCAGUACAAUUUCAUCGAAGCAAGAAGAGAUACUCAAAGAAAAAAGGAAAAAGGACCCAAGACAGAUCCAGAGCAUCCUGACCUGGUUGCUAUAGAAACUGUCCUUACUGAGACCAGAGGGACAUCAGUUAGGUCACAGGAAAAGGACUUUAAAUGGUCACUGUCCUUCAAAGCCUUAUCAUUAUCUUAAAAGGACGUUUUUACAUGAUGAUCGUAAAAAAAAAAGAAAAACAGGACCCAACCUGCUGAAGAUGUGACCCUGAUAGGUGAUUCCUGUUCUGCUAAAUCAAACAGUGAUUUCU
Molecule: messenger RNA, 977 nt
Organism: Cyprinodon variegatus (sheepshead minnow)
Lineage: Eukaryota; Metazoa; Chordata; Actinopteri; Cyprinodontiformes; Cyprinodontidae
Product: butyrophilin-like protein 9
Exons: 3
Coding region: 1-555 (184 amino acids)
Source: RefSeq, a predicted model, not a curated record